AUGCAGAUACUAGGCAAUCUUGUCCUGACUGGGUGGAUUACCAAGGACAACGAAGCCAAGGCUAGACGGGCAGCUGCGGGACCCUCGUCUUCAACUAGACAUGACCAACGACGCACCCUCAGUGGUUCAGUUGCUAGCUCUGAAGAAGGACUAGAUCCCCAAACAUUCUCCAGGCUUGAGAUCUUCGCCACUCCAUCGCGCCGUAUGACCGAGGCUGGCCCAUCUUAUCGUCAGGAGCGGGAAGCGGGGGAUGAAACUCCUCGUCCAUUCAAUGACAGCGAUCAAAGUCCUUGGACCCGGAGGCUUCUCAUCUUCCCCCCAGGCACAGCAAGGGAAGGUUUCCAUUUUGGCCAUCGAAACACAAAGUCCUCUCCAGGUAAUCUCACACCUUCGGGUGUUUAG
Molecule: messenger RNA, 402 nt
Organism: Aspergillus oryzae RIB40
Lineage: Eukaryota; Fungi; Ascomycota; Eurotiomycetes; Eurotiales; Aspergillaceae
Exons: 1
Coding region: 1-402 (133 amino acids)
Source: RefSeq, a predicted model, not a curated record